GUAGGUAACUCUGUGGUUCAUGCGUGUAUUUGCGAUUACAUAUGUAGACUCGUGUAUCGCCGUUAAAAUCUGGCGGCGAGCCUUUUUCAGCUUUGCGCGAUCGUUUUAAAAAUCAUUUUGAGUAAAAACGAUCGAUUUAUCGUUACAUCAGAUCAAUUUGAGCUUCGAUACAGAGUUUCACGUUGAAAAACUGAAUGCGCUCCUCUUAACUAAGUUGGAAUCUCCCUGAAUGUGAAUUUGACCUAUCUAGGAUGGCGGGAGUAUUCGAUAUUGAGUUGCACGAUGGGGAUGCUGCAAAUCAGGACGAGUCAGAUGACGAUGUGAUUGACAAUAGAGAAGAGGAAUACAAUCAUGCUGCAACUGUAAGCGCUAUAUUAGAAUCCGACAACUUGGAGAGGGUUCAAUUGUCUGAGCAAAAUGUCAAUCCUGGUCAAGAGAAGGCUGGUCCACAAGAUUUUGAAUUGUGUAAGAUUUUAGGAGAGGGUGGCUAUGGAAAGGUCUUCCAAGUGAGGAAAGUCACUGGAAAGGAUAAAGGCAGUAUCUUUGCUAUGAAAGUACUACGCAAAGCAUCUAUUAUACGAAAUCAGAAAGAUACCGCGCAUACUAAGGCCGAGAGGAAUAUCUUGGAGGCUGUAAAACAUCCAUUUAUCGUAAAUCUCAUGUAUGCCUUCCAAACUGGUGGUAAAUUAUAUCUUAUCUUGGAGUAUCUAUGUGGUGGAGAGCUCUUCACGUACCUUGAUCGUGAAGGUAUCUUCUUAGAGGAUACAGCUUGCUUUUAUCUGUCGGAAAUUAUCCUGGCCCUGCAACAUCUUCACAAUCAGGGAAUAAUAUAUAGGGACUUGAAGCCAGAGAAUAUUUUGCUAGAUGCCGAGGGUCAUGUUAAGUUAACAGAUUUUGGCCUUUGUAAAGAGCACAUACAAGAAGGCACAGUGACACAUACAUUCUGUGGAACGAUAGAAUACAUGGCUCCAGAGAUUCUAACUAGGAGCGGUCAUGGUAAAGCUGUAGAUUGGUGGAGUUUAGGUGCUUUGAUGUUCGACAUGCUUACAGGAAUGCCACCGUUCACUGGAGACGACCGAAGAAAAACUAUCGAGAAAAUCUUACGCGGAAAGCUGAGUCUUCCACAAUAUCUGACGCCAGAUGCCCGAGAUCUCAUUCGAAAACUCUUAAAGAGACAAGUUGUUCAAAGAUUGGGUUCAGGUCCGGAGGACGCUGAACAAAUUAAAAACCACAAUUUCUUCAAACACAUAAAUUGGCAGGACGUGAUUGCUCGGAAGUUGGAUCCACCGUUCAAGCCAUCCCUAAAGAGUGCCGACGACACGUCUCAAUUCGACGAGCAAUUUACAGCGACUGUGCCGGUCGAUUCACCGGUUGAGAGUACUCUCAGUGAAUCUGCAAACAUGAUAUUUCAGGGUUUCACAUACGUAGCGCCGAGUGUCCUGGAGGAAAUGUAUGCACAGCCAAGAGUUGUCAACGCUAGAAGCCCGCGUAGAGGACUAUUAAACAAUACGGGUUUUGGUGCAGCAGCGAGUCUACAUGGUUUCUCCUCGCCUAGGACGAUGGAUGUUCAUUUGCGCCCAUCGUUAGACCUCCAACAACAACACAGACAACAUAUGAUGGGACCUAAUACCAUAGAGGAUACCGAAAUGGUUGAUCUUGGCCAAUUACCGAACCGUUUAUAGUGCUGCGACCCAUUGCGCGCAACCUAUUAGCUUUUUAAUGCAAAUUAAGGAGGAUGAAAGGAACAUAGCUCAUAAAUCUGUUUGAAUCAUUUCUUCUCACAUUCAUGUGUGACGACAAACAGAGUUAUAUUUAGCAAAUUUAAUAUAUUAUGUAUAGCAAAAAGUUAUAAGCACAGUGAGUUUGUGAUCAGUCUUCUUGAUGUCGCGAUAUUGUCUGCGCCUGUGUGUGCAACUUUUCUUAAAUCUCUAGCGAUUUCAAAAGACGGCCAAACAUUUCUUCGCAAUGCAACGGAGCGAAUAGUGUAUGUCUUUUUGCUAUGUAAAUACGUGCGGAUAAUUGAGCAAGUACAUUCUUUACAAAAUAUUUAUGGGCAGAAUGCAGUUCAAAUCUAAAGAUUAUAUCACAAUAGUAAUACAGGUAUCGCAAUCAUAUCGUUGAUUGUAACGUAAUUGACUAGUAUUAAACUAUUUCGAACAAUACACAUUGAUUCAUUCAAUAACUCUAAAUUAUAUAUAACGGACACUUUAGAAAUAAUGCUAC
This is a messenger RNA of Trachymyrmex septentrionalis, 2223 nucleotides long. It is a transcript of the gene S6k, whose product is annotated as ribosomal protein S6 kinase beta-1. Bases 252 to 1682 code for a protein of 476 amino acids. The transcript has 4 exons. Gene Ontology annotation, biological process: signal transduction; protein phosphorylation. NCBI's taxonomy places the organism in Eukaryota, Metazoa, Arthropoda, Insecta, Hymenoptera, Formicidae. Gene Ontology annotation, molecular function: protein serine/threonine kinase activity; ATP binding. The record is from RefSeq and is a predicted model, not a curated record.